UUCGUCACUCUGGUAGUCUGCGUAUUAAUGAAAUGCAAGUAGUUUAGGAGAAGACUGGUGGAGCGCAAGGCGAUCUAUACACGGAGAACAUUCAUUUAGGAAGAAGAAGAGAAAAAGGAACGCAGGUGGGACAAAACUGGAUCCGUGAAAAGGAAAAGUUCAUUGUGUUGCUGCAGGAUUUAAAAGCAAGCAAACAAACAACCCGGCGCGUUAUAUGUUCGUAGGGGACCUCUGAAUUGGGAAGGACAGGACAGAGGUGUUAAGCGCACAUCUGCAUGGACAGUCACUGAGGAUUUGGAGACAUUCAAUGCGCACGAGCUCGGGGAUUCCCUUAUAACCGGAGGAACGAAAAUCCGGCAAAUGCAAUUUUUCUUUCAUUAAGAUGUAGCCUGAUGUGCACACCUCUUCCCAGAAUUAUCCAAGCAGCAUUCCCUUACAGGCUCUACUAUUAAUCAAUCAUCACAGUUCUGAAAAAUUCGUCCACAUAGAGUUGGAACAUGUGGAAGUGACUCAAGACGAGGAGACGCGCGUGCUUGCUUUCUUUAGCGAGCUUCAUUAGGUUCCUCUCGGCGUUCCUCCAGGCGUGAGACAUCGGGAAGACAUUUCAGCGAUCAUGCAUUUCCUUCUACGUCCUCAGGUGUUUUCGAUCUGGAUCACACUAUUCUCUGGGGCCACAUCUGAGCUCACAUGCGACACUCUGCUACUGCUCUCCACCAACCUCACAGCUCGCACCUUAAUACUAUGGAACCAGACAUCGAGCUCAAGUAAUGCCACAGGUACAAGCUCAAGUAAUGCCACAGGUACAAGCUCAAGUAAUGCCACAGGUUUGUUCUGUAAUAUAUCUAUAGAUGGCAUCGGGACGUGUUGGCCCAGGAGCAACGCAGGGGAAAUAGUAGCACGUCCGUGUCCUGAGACUUUCUUGGGUGUCCGCUACAACACCACCAAUAACGUCUACAGAGAAUGCCUCGCCAAUGGAACAUGGGCGAAGAAGGGGAACUAUUCUCAGUGUCAGGAAAUUCUCAAUGAAGAGAAAAAGAGCAAGCUGCACUACCACAUUGCAGUGAUUAUAAACUACCUUGGCCACUGCAUCUCUCUCGGAGCCCUGCUGGUUGCCUUCAUUCUCUUUAUGAGGCUGAGGAGCAUCCGCUGCCUUAGGAACAUCAUUCAUUGGAAUUUGAUUACGGCUUUCAUCCUGCGCAAUGCUACAUGGUUCGUAGUGCAACUGACCAUGAACCCAGAGGUGCAUGAGAGCAAUGUGAUCUGGUGCAGGCUGGUUACAGCAGCGUAUAAUUACUUUCAUGUGACUAACUUCUUCUGGAUGUUUGGUGAGGGCUGCUAUCUGCACACGGCCAUCGUGCUGACUUACUCCACUGAUAAGCUCAGGAAGUGGAUGUUCAUCUGUAUUGGCUGGUGUAUUCCCUUUCCUAUCAUCGUUGCAUGGGCCAUUGGUAAGCUGUAUUACGACAAUGAAAAGUGCUGGUUUGGAAAACGAGCUGGUGUUUAUACUGACUACAUCUAUCAGGGCCCCAUGAUCCUUGUUCUUCUGAUCAACUUUAUUUUCCUUUUCAACAUAGUGAGGAUCCUGAUGACAAAGCUAAGAGCCUCCACCACAUCAGAGACGAUUCAGUACAGGAAAGCUGUGAAGGCCACUCUGGUCCUGCUGCCUCUCCUCGGCAUCACCUACAUGCUUUUCUUUGUUAACCCUGGAGAGGACGAGAUCUCCCAAAUCGUCUUCAUCUAUUUCAAUUCUUUCCUCGAGUCCUUUCAAGGUUUCUUCGUGUCUGUGUUUUAUUGCUUCCUGAACAGUGAAGUCCGUUCAGCUGUUCGGAAGCGCUGGCACCGCUGGCAGGACAAGCACUCAAUCCGGGCACGGGUGGCACGGGCCAUGUCCAUUCCCACCUCACCUACCCGGGUCAGCUUCCACAGCAUCAAGCAGUCAUCCGCUGUCUGAUCUUAACUGAUCUCGAACACCACAACUUUCCUUUUAGUGCACUCCCCCUACCCUCCAUUGCUAAGCAAACCCAGGGAACAGCUGCAGUCCAAACAGGGUAUGAGACUUUCAGUUGAAUAACUCCCCAAAAGCGGUGUGCCAAUGUAGACACAAGUUCAAGACUCGUCUACCAGGGUAUUGGAGAAAAGAGAGAUGGUAAGAAGAAAUCUGGAGCAGGAGAUACCCUCUGAUCAAGUGAGGGGGGGGGGGGGGGGGGGUGGUGAGAAUUGAUCAUCCUCUAAAGAAGAAAAGGCUAGAAAUUCCAAGCUCCAAAAUGACACUGUGGUGGGACCUGUCUAGUUGUAAAGGUCAAAGUUUAAUUUAAUUACUCUUUUUGCGUGAGGGGUUUUUUGGUCAGAGACUGCUGGCUCAGCUACACCGGUCAAAUCCGGAUAAAGUCGUAUCAGGAUGAAGCCUGGAAACAUUAUGGAGAAGUCUGUCAAAUACCUGCAGCUUCAAAUCAAAGUAUUUGGUGAACUUUGAUGGUGGCACACUUUCCAUGAGGUUAUAGAUGGAACAUAUCUAUUUAGGAUAAAUAUUUUUUGUUGUUAUUAGAGAGCUGAAGUAUUGUAUGUCAAAAUGGGUAUAUGUUCAGAGAAUAUAUGAACCAUCUCUCAAAUAUAAAAUGAUUGCAGCUUUCUCAGUCUGCUACCCUUUAACAUAAGGAGACAUUUUAAACAUGAAUACUCAGUUGAGUCUUUUUUGCUCUCUUCAGUUCAGGGAUUCCGACAUUCAGUUAUCACAGACAGGGUACAGAAAUUUGUUAAAACACCACCCUUUCUAAUAUCACAGCUGCUCAAAUGUUUUCCCACAAUUUGUACCAUUCCAUUUGCCAAGUUAAACAAAGAGAUUACCUAAGAUGGUAGUAACUACAGUCAACCACAGAACCUGUCAUAUUGCUUGUGAGGUUUUUUAAGUAUCCAUUCGUGAGGACCAAUAAUAUGAAAUGUCAAUGAAAUGUCAAUGAAAACAAACAAAUAUGGGGCGCAUGGUGGCUUAGUGGUUAGCACGUUCACCUCACACCUUCAGGGUUGGGGGUUCGAUUCCCGCCAUGGCCCUGUGUGUGCGGAGUUUGCAUGUUCUCCCUGUGCUUUGGAGGUUUCCUCCGUGUACUCCAGUUUCCUCCCCCAGUCCAAAGACAUGCAUCGUAGACUGAUUGGCAUGUCCAAAGUGUCCAUAGUGUAUGAAUGGAUGUGUGAGUGUGUAUGGGAUUGUGCCCUGCGAUGGAUUGGCACCCUGUCCAGGGUGUACUCCACCUUGUCCCUGAUGCUCCCUGUGAUGGGCUCCAGGUUGCCUGCGAUCCAAUAGGAUGGAUGGAUGGAUGGAUGGAUGAACAAAUAUGAUUAUCCCUUACAUGGUCCCCCUAUCACUGUAUUGUGGGAAUCUCUUGGGUUUCUUUCAUUACAACACUUUCAAACAUAUACUAUAAGAGAUAAGUCCUACUUGUACAAAUAGUCAUCUGUAUUUUAGCACACUGUGAAGUUUAGGCCUAUGUGGUAUAUCUUAUUUACAAACUAUCUCUACCAAAUUUGGACCAGACUCAAAGAGCAAGAGCAAAAAGAAGCAAACACUGUCAUGUCACUGCUUGGCGAUUAUAAGGUUUUAGAGUAAUAAUUAAAAAUAUAUGUUUUGGCAAAAAAUGAACAAACUGUUUGAACCAAGAAAAAAAAAUCCUGUUAGAUAACAUUUUAAGAACUUUAACCCAAUGGGCAACUGAGUAUAUUCAAUUGCAAUCCAGCUUCCUGUUUACAUACAGUUUCAUUCUACAAAUUACCAGCAGGCAAACAAGGUGCAUACAAACCUGGCAGCACUAGAAAUAAGAAAAGGCAAGGAGAACCGGCCAAGGCUUCUCCAAAAAUAACCCAAACCACACCAAAACAUGCAGAGGCGUGUGCGAGGAUUUGUUUGUGCUUUAAAUAGACUCAGUUUCAGUGUUCCAGCUUUAAAGCCCUGUCAGUUUUUACAUAAUUUGAAACACAGUUUGACGUUGAUCACUUGAGCUUCUUAUACAGAAAGACACAAAGUGCCAAGCAAAAGAAGGCAGCCAUUGUGUUAAUUGUGGAGAGGAUUUUUCCAGGGCAACCUCUGCAGUGUUUUUGUGAUAAAGCAUAGUGAUAAAACAUUUAGGAGAAAUAUAUGAGAUGGCACAAGAUUAAAGUUGCCCUGCCGCAGGGAACUCAAAUUCUAAUCCAAUCUCUGCCAUUGGGAGAAAACUGUAGAGCUGUUCAAAUCAGUAAUAAGGACAACAUCUGCAGACACCAUUCAAAUUCCUCUGAAUUCUCAAAAUUGUCUAACCUUGGGUGACAAACCUUGGCCGGAGUGAGGAAAGGUUCACUUAGAGCAGUUCUUUGUGCUGUAACCCUAUGUUAACACUGUCUCCCAAGUGAAGUGACAGCAUGACAUCCAACCAUUUACUGUCUAUGUACAUAGGCGUCGAUUUCAGCAACAACUACAAGAGUUGGCAUGACAAGCAACAUUUGAACUGAGAUUUUCUCAGUUCUCUGCUAAUUAUGUAUGACUUGGAAAAACAACAAAUCAAAACAAUCAGUUCAAAUGAACAUGUUUCUCAUCAAAUAUGUAUAGAGACAAAGAAAAAGAAAGCUUGGAGAGUAGCUCGUACAGGUAGCUUGCUUUGCCAAUCUGCCAGUCAAGCUAGUAUGAAACUUAGCACGUAUGUAACAUGCAAAUCAAACAAUCACAUUUCACAUUGAAUUGUGCAUUUUUUUCAUUUGCAUUUAACUAGUUAGCUAUAGAAGCAAAAUGUAUAGCUACUACUGUUCUCGUGGUACAGAUAACUGAGCAACCUAAUACCAAAUUAUCAUUGUGAUCAAACGUAUGAAAGUCUCUGUUGAUAUAAAAUACAUCUUUUGCUAGAGUUACACUUAGAAAUGUGCAGAAAUAACAAUUUUAAUGACUGACAUAAGGCUGGUAGUUCUCUGGACCACUGCAACCUGAUAUUGGUUUCUUUUCUCAGUCUUGAAUGCAUUUUAUCUCAAUUUGGUCUUGGUCUUAUAUCAGUCUUUGCCCACUGCUGCUUCUUCACUGCAGUCUACAAUAUAAUACAGUUUGGAUUAGUAAACCACAGUUUGUAAAACUAUGUGGUCAUUUAGCAAUCUUGGCCUCAUACUCUUCAGUGUUGGUGUUGUCUUGGCCAUGACUCAGACCAUCUUGUCUAGAAGACUGCCAUCUACCUUGUGCAUAAUUUCACAACUAUAACUCGGAUCUGUCCACAUUUGGCUUGCGAUUGUUAGACUGUUGGAUGUAUCAUCAACGGCAAAAAUGCAUCAGUAUUCUUUCAGCACUUUUUUGGUCUCAAUCCCACUAAGUUUUAUUGCAUUUUGUUGGUUGUUUAAAUGUGAAAGUAAGUAAGACUCAUUUAAUAACUAUUGGUAUUGGUAAAAAAGUUAAAAAGUGUAAACCAGACAGAAGAAGCAACAUUAAAUUUUUUGUGAUGUUUUCCAUUUGCGAGAUUCCCCAGAAGUGCAGUAAAAUGGUAGCAAGAGUUCUUUAAGUACUCUUUCAGACAUUCAUAGUGACGGAGCUAUUACUCCAGUCCAGGAAGGCAAAACUAAUAUCUAUUUCAUUACAUGAUGAGACUUGCCUUGACAGAUGCUGAUGGAUGUUUUAGGUUUUUUUGUUUUUUCUGUCAUUAUUAUGGAAGAUCAUGCCAAUUUCUCCAUACACAAGCCCUUAAAUGACAUAAGCCUACACAAUUAUGCCAUCUCUUUGGCUAUCUGGUUUCCCCACUAAAGCAAGGAUCUAGGCUUGAAAAUACAGCUCACACAUCCAUGAUUCUGAGCCACAGCUGACCGAGACCUGUGACUGCAAACUGCUGACACGACACUGAGCAGCAUCUAACCAUUGGAUAAUAUCCAAAAAGAACUGACACUCAGGAUCUAUAGCAUUGCUGUAUUCUCCCAUGUGCUACAUUCGCUAGUGUGUUUGUAAAGGUGAACCAGAUAAGCAUGUGUGUAAUUCAAUAGAUUCAUCCAUUUUCAACCUUUUACCAGAGGACGUAUUUGGAGCAGUAAAUUCACAUUUACUUGAUUAAAGAAUUGGGGUACUUUUACCACAUCUGUGUAUAUAUACACUCACUGACCACUUUAUUAGGAACACAUCUACCUCUGCUCAUUCCUGAAAUUAUCCAAUCAGCCAAUCAUGUGGCAGCAUAAAAUCAUGUAGAUACAGAUUCAGCUAAUGUUGCUGUACUUAAACUUCAGAAUGGGGAAAAAAUCUUAGUGAUCUCAGUAACUUUAGCCUUGGCAUGGUUCUUGGUGCCAGACAGACUCAACUGAGUAUUUCAGAAGCUGCUGAUUUCCUGGGAUUUUCACACACAACUGAAUUUACACAGAAUGGUGCAGGGGACACAAACUGCCAGUGAGCAGCAGUUCUAUGGCUUGAAAAUUCAUUAUUGAUGAGAGAGGUCAAAGGAGAAUCGUUAAAACUUAUUCAAGCUGACUAGAAGGCUACGGUAACUCAAAUAAGCACUCUUUAGAACCAGGGUGAGCAAAAAAGCAUCUCAGAAUCCACAACACAUCGAAACUUGAGGCGGCUGGGCUACAACAGCAAAGGACAACAUCAGGAUUCAUUCCUGUCAGUCAAGAGCAGAGAUCUGAGUAGGCACAGGUUCCCUGAAACCAGACAUUUGAAGACUGGAAAAAUAUUGUGUGCUCACCCCAUUCUGGUGUUUAAUUAACUGAAGCUCUUUACUUGUAUCUGCAUGAUUUUAUGCAUUGUGCUGCUACAUGAUUGGACAAGUAUAUGAGUGAGCAGGCGUACUAGUUGUUCCUUAUAAGGUUGCCGAUGUGUGUGUGUGUAUGAAUGUAUGUAUGUAUUUAGAUAGAUGCAAAAAUUUGAAAAGUGUUUGGUUCAUACUUGUUAAUCAGACAUUUGUAUCAGAGCUAGGUUCAUGACCAACAAAUAAGUGUGAUUACAAUGGAUCUUUUGCUAGUGAAAAUAAUAGCUUUCCACUAAAGCCACAUCGAUUAAAGGCCAGGGAUGCAGUCACGGCAUAUUUGGUUUAAUGUAUCUCUUACCAAACUGCUUGGAUGUCUCUUUAUAAAAUGUGUCCUGGCAUACCAGAAAUGGUUAAAUAAAGAUGGAAUGGAAUUCUCAUGUUUAUUACCUGGCACUGAACAGGAAAGCUGAAUCAGGAUUCCUUUCGUUGCCUAGUGAUUCUUAACACAAAGCUGCUGCAUUCUUUGAUUACUGAUCAUCACAUCCUAGCUGUUUGGCUGUGAAACAUGCUGAGGAGCAUCUGAGGCUCUCAUUCUGUAUAACAUCCAAGCCUUCUUUUUUUUAUUUCGUGCAAAUGGUCCCUGUAUUCAAGAGGAAUGACAGAAACUACUGAUUAUAAAUGAAACUAACAGAAACUAUAUUCCCACUUGCAUAAAGCAAAGGUUAUUUUCGAAUAUUACAUCAAAGUUAUAAAAAGACAAAGUCACAUUAGUAGUAGUAGUUCUAAAUCUUAGAAGAGUAGUAAUGUUUGUAUAAAUAGCCCGUUUUUCGAAACU
Molecule: messenger RNA, 7503 nt
Organism: Ictalurus punctatus (channel catfish)
Lineage: Eukaryota; Metazoa; Chordata; Actinopteri; Siluriformes; Ictaluridae
Gene: crhr1
Product: corticotropin releasing hormone receptor 1
Exons: 14
Coding region: 614-1951 (445 amino acids)
Biological process (GO): adenylate cyclase-activating G protein-coupled receptor signaling pathway; cell surface receptor signaling pathway
Cellular component (GO): neuron projection; plasma membrane
Molecular function (GO): corticotropin-releasing hormone binding; corticotrophin-releasing factor receptor activity; corticotropin-releasing hormone receptor activity
Source: RefSeq, a predicted model, not a curated record